GAAAAAACAAAAUGGCGGAGUGACAGUAGGGUGAGCAAGCAAGUUUGUCAUGCAGGCAAUUCUUGGGAAUUUUGGAAAAUAUAGUGGACAUGACAACUGAAAGUGUUGCAGAAAGCUCGCUCCUUGGGCUGUCAAGAGUUACAACAGUUAAUGAUGAAGAAUAUACUUCUCAUUAUUGGCCGAAACUGAAAGGUGCGAUUUUGUUAAUUUUACAACAAAAUCCUGGAGAAUUUAUUCCGAUUUCGUAUGAAGAAAUGUACAGCACUGUAUAUAAAUGUGUAUGCCAGCAGUACUCUGAUAGAAUGUACAACAAUCUGAUGGAACUUGUGACUUCCUAUCUCAGACGUGUUGCUGAAGAACUGCAGGUAACCCCAGCAGAAGCUUAUCUUGAGAAGUUUAAUUUUGCAAUGGCACAGUUCUUCCAAGCAGUUAGUGGAAUAGUAGCCAUCUUUAGUUAUAUGAACCGAUUUUAUGUGUCACCAAAACUUCAUACUGAUUUGAAAGCAGAAUUGUGGAAAGUCUUCACGGAACUUGUAGCUGACAAUCCACUCCUGUUCAGAGUGAUUGAUGAGGUUUCAUCUAAGCCAUUUGGCAUCAACCCACAGAUAAUGAUGUCCAUAAUUAAAGGACUUUAUUCACUCAAACCAGAGUUUUCUGAACGCAAUCCAAUGCUCUUCGCCCGAUUUAUUCCCAACAUUUUACCACCAACACAAUGUGACCAGCUACCAAGUCUAAUUCAAGAGGACCGCUUGUUACAGGAGGACCUGGUGACGAGCCAGGGCUUUUCAAGAGAGGACACGGGGAAGAAAAGAAGAGGAGAAGAUUUCCAAGGCAGAUAAGAAACGUCAAAACGCCAUACUCUAUUUUUAAAUCUAUUGCAACUAUAUCGUGGAAGUAAUUAAAUUUCGAGGAAAGCGUGAAGGCCCAACGAACAAGAAGAGGCAACCAACCGACCGGUUCCGAAAGCAAUUUAGCGAAAAGGACAUCUCAAUUUGGCUAUACCUCAGCGUAAACGGAAGCACAGUGGUUCUGCACCAAAUCCUUCCUCCUUCACUUAUCGGGUUCUUUUCAGUUCGCCAGAAGUCAAGGACGGCUCGCUAUUCUUUUGUAUUUCUGGAAACACAAGGAAUUCUUAAAUGUGGAAAUUUUAUGUUAGCUUAAGGAACCUUCAGGGGCACCAAUCUGUUUAUUUUACUCCUAAGAGGAAAAAACCCCGCUUCAUUUUUACAUGGGAGUAUCCCAUGGCUUUUGAAUAUGUGCCUAGUGUUGCAGACUGCACAAAGAAGUUCAUUUCUGUUGACAAUAUUGAGGUGAAGGUAAAUUCUGAUCUUCAGUGGUAGAGUAGGCAAUGUAAUCCGUAAUGAAGACAUCCAUUUGUCAAUUGAAACCUAGAAGUGAAUCUACAUAUCAAUAUUCUCGCAAUUAAAAAGUAUUUUGUGUCAUA
Pocillopora verrucosa is the source of this 1444-nucleotide messenger RNA. Its product is annotated as CDK2-associated and cullin domain-containing protein 1-like. The record is from RefSeq and is a predicted model, not a curated record. Gene Ontology annotation, molecular function: protein kinase binding; ubiquitin protein ligase binding. Gene Ontology annotation, biological process: positive regulation of protein kinase activity; G1/S transition of mitotic cell cycle; ubiquitin-dependent protein catabolic process. NCBI's taxonomy places the organism in Eukaryota, Metazoa, Cnidaria, Anthozoa, Scleractinia, Pocilloporidae.